UUAAAAGUGAUGGAAUUAUCCCGAAGAAACGCUUAAAGAGUAUUCGGAAAGCUGAUGCCAUGACAGAAGAUGUAGAGGGUGAGUGCUCUUUGCUCAGCACUCAUCAGCAAAUUGCAGUGGAAUCACCAGAGCAGUCUGAUGUUCGUAUUCCCGUUUCACAGCCAGCAUCCACUGUAUAUAUAAAUCCUAAUAUGACGAUAGAAAAUUCCUGUGUGUAUACUGCUGCGAUACCAGCUGAUCUUGCAGGAUCCUUUUCUGCAGGUACUGUUUUUCAAAUAAUGCCAAAUUCUGCAAUUUUAACAGUUUCUGCAAUGAAAAAAGUACCAAAUACUGAUACAAGUAAUGCUACAAUAAUCUUCAAAGAUUCUUCAGCAUCUGCAGAAUCUAUAAAUGCUCAAAAUUCAUUAUCAGUGCCUAAUUUAUUAGUGGAAUCGGUUGAAAAUGCUCAGUCUCAAAGUGCUGAAGUUCCUGUGGGUUCUGAAGGCAAUAUUUCAGAUAUUGACCUCAGUUUUUUGAAUGAAACAGAAGAGUCUGUUACCAUUCCUGAUUCUAAAAGUCUGAAUGAAAAUGCUGUCAAAGAAUUUCAAGGAUUGAUUCCAGAAGUCUCAUCUCAUUCUCUAGAUAUCCUCCAAAGUAAUCUUAAUAAUAUUUCUGCUGCAAGUAAAGACCAGUUCACUGCAGAACCAGAAAAUACUCCAAGUGAUGUUGUGAUGAUUGAUGUUAGUAAACCUAUCCAACUUUCCCAAAAUUCUUUGAUUAUGGUAAAUGGUCAGAAAUGCGUUCUGCAGCAUGAUGCACAGACCGGCCAAGUUGUUGCUUAUCCUGUUAGAGAACAAGAAAAACCACGUCGCAGAAGAGGAAGGCCUCGGAAAGCUUCAGUAGAGAAAAUUACAAAAGAAACUCCACCUCCUCCUGAGCCAGCUGAAUCUAUGGAAUUUGAAACUGUUUCUGAAGAAGAAAAAGAAAAAGGCUUGCUUGAAGUAGUGACUGAUGAUGGAGCUUUAGUUCGUCGAAGUUCAAGGAAAAGAAAGUUAGCUAAAGUUUUGAAAGAUUAUGAAACUGGAAAUCUAAAGCAAGAACUUGGUAGUGAUGUUGAUGAUACUGAUAUUACUGAACGUGACUCAGAGGCUAAUUCCAGAAAAAGGAAAGGAAAAGCUAUUGCAAGACCAAAGAAAUAUGUUCUACCACAGUCUGUGAGUUCAACUGGGUCUUUUAAUAAUGGUUCAAAACGUCAAAGGGGAAGGCCAAGAAAAACUAUAGUUGAAAGUGAACCAACGCAAGCUUUUUUGGUACAGACUGCUGAUGGCCAAACUCUAAUGAUGCAAGUGCCUUUAUCUAGUAUUCCAGCUGGUGUGACUCUACAGGAAAUGGCUCAAACUAUUGCCAACAGAUUAAAUCUAGGUCUUAACCAGGUAAAUAAUGAUUCUGUUACUGAAGUAAAAGGUGAUGAAUCAUCAAAAGAAAAUGAAGCUUUCUCGCUUGGGAAAAAUCUCAGUGAAAAUAAUUCUGAAACAAGCACUGUGGAUUCUGCCGAGCCAGCUGUCCAAGAUCAUUCAAUAGGAAGCACUACAAAUUUCCCUAUGACAGAGCAACUGGAAAAUAUGGAAACCCAUUCUGAAGCUGAUGUAGAUAAUUCUUGUGAAGAUAUCAUAUCAAAUAUGGAUCAUAUUAUUGUAGAUCCUGUUUCUGAGUCAGAAGUUAGUGAAGUUAUUUUAGAAAAUGAUGAUUGUGUUAAAGAUAUGAAUGUUAAAAGUGAUUCUGUUCUGCCUGAUGUUAUUUUAUCCACCCACCCUCAAUAUAAUGGAAUUGAUGUGCCAGAAUGCUCACAGGAAAACUUCUGCAUGAAUAUUCCUUCAACAAAUUCAUCUUCUGUUGACAGUUCUUCCAUGAUCUGCAGUCUUUCUGAUAGUUUAAAUGAUCGUUAUUGUGUUACUAAAACUGAUGAAGCAGUGCUUAAUGAUAAUUUUAAUAAUGUUCAAGGCCUAGAAAAUUCUAGAAUUCCCAAAGACUUCUUUAUCAAUAGUGACUUUAUGAAAGAUAAAAAUAUACAAUUAUUGUUGCAGAAUGUAACCACAACCACAGAAUCAUCAAUAUCUGACUGUACAAGUACAAAUGCUACUGUAACAGAUGGCAAAAGCUGUAAACCUUCUGAAUUACCUGAAGAUCUCUUAGGCUCAAAUGUCAGUUUAAAAGACUUUAAUGUACAUUAUGAAGCUAUGAUUGGGAGAAAGAGUGAUAGUAAUAAAAAUUAUAUUAUUCAACAAGUACCUGAUCAAGAAAAUUUAAAAGGAAAUAGUGACAAAUCUAAUGCAUUUAGGUGCACUAUGACUAGCUCAAAUAAUACUUCCGGUAAAAUAUCCUUAAAAGCUCAUUUAGUCAUAAAUAGUUCAGUUAGUAAUGAUUUUACUCAGAGUAAGCAAUUUUUACAUGACUCUGAUAAUUGUAAAUUAACUAAUGUAAAUGAAAACUCUAAUUCAGGACUCAUUCAGUCAGGAAUUCUUGCAGAUAAUGUUUCAAGCUUUCAAGCUAUUUUACCAAUAGAAAAAAUCUCGCCAGUACUGGAACCUUCCACUUCUGAAGAAAGUCUGACCUCGACAACAACAACUACUGUCAUUCCUGUCUCAACUGACCAGAAAACUAGACCAGAAAAAAUUCUUCCCGUACUUCUACCAGCUCAAGAAAUAACCGGCUCGAAAAAGUGCAGAGUAUGCCAAAUGCCAUACUUGACAGAUGAAGAAAUUAUUCAGCAUUUCAAGGCUAACCAUCCAAGAUGUAUCUGUAAAGAAUGUAAUUACAUGGCAGAACAACCCUAUGUGAUAAAGAGGCAUUCUUACAGACAUAAUAACAGUGGCUGUUUUUGUAAAAUAUGUGGAAAAAAAUAUAAGGAUCAUUACAUUUUAAAAAUGCACAUAAAAAUGGUACAUUUGCCUGCUGAAGUUUUAUAUUCCUGCAAUAUAUGUGAUAAAAAGUUUACAAGGAAGGCACAUUUGAAGCGGCAUCUAAGAAUUCAUGAACCUGAUAAACCAUAUAAGUGCCUUUACUGUGAUUAUAGGGGCUGCGAGAAGUCUGAUAUAACAAAGCAUCUUCUAAUUCAUGAUGCUCCCAAACACAAAUGUGAUCUGUGUGACAAAUCAUUUCGUCACAUAAAAAAUAAAGAAUUGCAUUUAAAAAGGCAUUUAAAACAGCGGGAUUACAAGUGUGGUGUUUGUGAUUUUUAUGGUUACACCUUUACGGAUAUAAGAAAACAUAUUGAGCGUCGCCAUACAGAUCAGAAGCUUUCUACUUGUUCAGACUGUGGCCAGGCAUAUAAAAAUCUAGAGCAACUUAAGGAACACAAGAAGAAUGGCCAGUGUCAUACAUACCUGUUAGCGCAGGAAUUAACAAAAGGGGAUGAAAGUAUUUCAAUCGAAGUUAAUAAGGAAACUGCUUUGUUGGAAGAAAUGCCACUCGAGAUAAUAUCGGAUUUUUAUACCAACAAUCCCAAAACCAGCAUCACACAACUAUG
Molecule: messenger RNA, 3505 nt
Organism: Stegodyphus dumicola
Lineage: Eukaryota; Metazoa; Arthropoda; Arachnida; Araneae; Eresidae
Molecular function (GO): DNA binding
Source: RefSeq, a predicted model, not a curated record